Messenger RNA from Kogia breviceps (pygmy sperm whale), 1347 nucleotides. RefSeq names its product hypoxia inducible factor 1 subunit alpha inhibitor (gene HIF1AN). Gene Ontology annotation, cellular component: nucleus; cytoplasm. NCBI's taxonomy places the organism in Eukaryota, Metazoa, Chordata, Mammalia, Artiodactyla, Physeteridae. Gene Ontology annotation, biological process: negative regulation of Notch signaling pathway. The record is from RefSeq and is a predicted model, not a curated record. Gene Ontology annotation, molecular function: ankyrin repeat binding; [protein]-asparagine 3-dioxygenase activity; peptidyl-histidine dioxygenase activity.
CUUCCGGUGGGCCGUCCCUAGCGGCGGAGAUGGCGGCGACUGCGGCGGAGGCUGCGGCCUCGGGCUCUGGAGAACCCCGGGAAGAGGCUGAAGUCCCCGGCCCCUCCUGGGAUGAGUCCCAACUGCGCAGUUAUACCUUCCCGACCCGGCCCAUCCCGCGUCUGAGUCAGAGCGACCCCCGGGCGGAGGAGCUUAUCGAGAAUGAGGAGCCUGUGGUCCUGACCGACACAAAUCUUGUGUAUCCUGCCCUAAAAUGGGACCUUGAAUACCUGCAAGAAAAUAUUGGCAACGGAGACUUCUCUGUGUACAGUGCCAGCACCCACAAGUUCUUGUACUAUGAUGAGAAGAAGAUGGCUAAUUUCCAGAACUUUAAGCCUAGGUCCAGUAGAGAAGAAAUGAAAUUUCAUGAGUUUGUUGAGAAACUGCAGGAUAUACAGGAGCGAGGAGGUGAAGAGAGGUUGUAUCUGCAGCAAACACUCAAUGACACUGUGGGCAGGAAGAUUGUCAUGGACUUCUUGGGUUUUAACUGGAACUGGAUUAAUAAGCAACAGGGAAAGCGUGGCUGGGGGCAGCUGACCUCUAACCUGCUGCUUAUUGGCAUGGAAGGAAAUGUGACACCUGCUCACUAUGAUGAGCAACAGAACUUCUUUGCUCAGAUAAAAGGCUACAAGCGAUGCAUUUUGUUCCCUCCGGAUCAGUUUGAGUGCCUCUACCCAUAUCCUGUUCAUCAUCCAUGUGACAGACAGAGCCAGGUGGACUUUGACAAUCCUGACUACGAGAGGUUCCCCAAUUUCCAGAACGUGGUUGGUUACGAAACAGUGGUUGGCCCUGGUGAUGUUCUUUACAUCCCAAUGUACUGGUGGCAUCACAUAGAGUCAUUACUAAAUGGGGGGAUUACCAUCACUGUGAACUUCUGGUAUAAGGGGGCCCCCACCCCUAAGAGAAUUGAAUAUCCUCUCAAAGCCCAUCAGAAAGUGGCCAUAAUGAGAAACAUUGAGAAGAUGCUUGGAGAGGCCUUGGGGAACCCACAAGAGGUGGGGCCCUUGUUGAACACAAUGAUCAAGGGCCGAUACAACUAGCCUGCCAGGAGUCGAGGCCUCCUGCCAGGUGACUGCUAGCCCGUCCACACCGCUUCAUUGAUGAGGACAGGAGACUCCAAACGCUAGUAUUGCACGCUGCACUUAAUGGACUGGACUCUUGCCAUGGCCCUGGAGGCAGGUGUUCGGGGCAAGGCAGGGUGGUUGGCACUCCACUCCCAUUCGGAGGGACUUCUUACCCUUGCCUCUGUGCCCCAGCACCUUCCCUCCCUGCCCCCUAAAGUCCUGCAUUCAGUGUAUGGAGUCCCCA